Bufo bufo (common toad) is the source of this 2793-nucleotide messenger RNA. It is a transcript of the gene PPP1R3G, whose product is annotated as protein phosphatase 1 regulatory subunit 3G. Gene Ontology annotation, cellular component: protein phosphatase type 1 complex. Gene Ontology annotation, biological process: regulation of glycogen biosynthetic process. Bases 170 to 1057 code for a protein of 295 amino acids. Lineage: Eukaryota; Metazoa; Chordata; Amphibia; Anura; Bufonidae. The record is from RefSeq and is a predicted model, not a curated record. Gene Ontology annotation, molecular function: glycogen binding; protein phosphatase 1 binding. The transcript has a single exon.
AUGCUGCUGUGCACGGACACUACAGCCCGGGGGUGGAGGAGCAGCGAGGCUGCAUGGGAGCCCACGGGGCAUGGCGGCUCUCGGUCCCCUCCGCGCACAGUGAUGCACAUGCCCCACAAGGAGAUGCCGAGCCUGCGCCCGCUGUGUGAGCCCAGCACUUAGCGCCACUAUGAACGACCAUGACUGGGAGGAGGAAGGAGCGCUGACAGCGCCGGAGGGCACCACCGUCACAGAUGCCCCCGGAGAGUUACUGAAGAGGCUGGGCGCCCUGCAGCUGGCGGAGCCCCGGUAUAACGACGAGAGGCGGAGGCCCCCCCUGGUGCGCAGUCAUGUGGAUACCAGGUACCCGGAGCCCCUGGGCACAGAGCUGUCUCCCCGCAGGAGGGCACGCUCCCUGCCCUGGAACUCCAUCCCGGAGGUCGAUGUGGAGGAGGAGGGGGACGCCCUCCUGUGCUGCUGCAAGCUGAAGAAGAAGGUGCAGUUUGCGGACUCCCUCGGCUUAUGCCUGGCCAGUGUCAAGCACUUUCUGCCCUCUGAGGAGCCCCUGGUGCCCCAGGCAGUACUGGCCAGGCUGCAGAGUUACCCCCCAACCGUGCCAAAGCCAGAGCUUCAUCUGCUGGAGGGCAUGUGCUUUUCUGAGUGCCCCAUCCCUGAGGAGCUGCUGGCAAGGCUGGAGGAGCAGAGGGUCUGUCUGGAGCAGGUGUCCGCCUCCACUUUGGGGAUAAAUGGGUACAUCUUGGUGAAGGACCCAGGAGAGAAUGCCCAAGUGAAAGUCCGCUACACCUUUAAUAAGUGGUUGUCUUUCCUGGACUGCCCAGCAACUGCUGCCCAGCAAUGUACUGGCCCUGGCACCCAGCGCUUCCACUUUAGCCUGUGUUACCCACCCUUUGCCUCUCUCAUUCACUUUGCUGUAUGCUUUACUACAGGCCACGGGCAAGAGAUCUGGGACAACAACCAGGGGGUGAACUACUCGGUCAGCUGCCAGCAGAACCAGCCCCCCGAUGUCCAGCCCGCAAGCCCCGAGCAGGAGGAGUUCGAGGGCUUCCGGCUCUGGUAGCACCCAGCUGAAGGGCACCUUUUACACGUAUUUGCUGGCGGACGCUUUGUUUCCCUCAAUGCUGCACCAUAUGACCGAGAACUGCUUCCUGGCGAUGUGUGCGGAGCGGUUGUGAAAUGGAGCACACAGUACGGUUUUCUAGCAGCAGCACAAGGUUAUAAGGGAGACGGAGGAUUUUCUCACCUGAUGGCGGCCUGUGACAAUGACACAUUAUCUGCCGGGGACAGUAGGGACAUUGUUUGCUUGUGUAACAUCUCUGCUUAGGACGGGGUUAAUUCUACCCUCUCUGACAGUGACUUCCAAAACGUGAUGAAAUUGCGCACAUAAUAUUCAGUAGAUCUGCUGAUCAUCUAGACAAUCAUGUCAUGCAAUGGGCAGGCACUUAUCAAUAAUUCCACUUAGCAUAUCAAAGGGAAGUUAACCCAUUUAUUUCCUCUAGCGACAAUCCUGCUUCUCAAAACGAGGAAAAUGAAUCUCUGGCCACGAGAUAGUUAAAAGGCAUCUGUCAGCAGUUUCGUACCUAUGAAGCUGGCUGACCUAUUGGCAGCUGAAGGCAUCUGUGUUACUGAGAAAAAUGAUAUUUUAAUAUAUGCAAAUGAGCCUCUAAGAGCAACGGGGGCGUUGCCAUUACUCCUAGAGACUCUGCUCUCUCUGCAACUUCUGCGUCCUCUCCACUUUGACAGGGCCCGGUGUGAUCACAUUUACACUGUCUGGACCUGUCCAUAAAAGUGCAGGGGGCGCAGCAGUUGCAGAGAGAGCAGAGCCUCUAGGUGUAAAGGAUAACGCCCCCUAGUGACUCAUUUGCAUAUAUUAGGCUACUUUCGCAUAUGCGUUUUGCUUUCCGGUUUGAGAUCCGGCUGAGGAUCUCAAAACCAGAGCAAAUCGCUUCAGUCCGAUUUAAUACACCCAGAUGCGGUUGUAUUAAAUCGAAACUGAGCAAACUGGAUCAAUGGGUCCUGGAUCCUUUUUUUAAAUAUUUUUUAUCCGAAAAAAAACGUAUCCGGCACCAUUGACUUACAUUAUCGUUGGUGCCAGAUCCAGUUUGUUCAGUUUCGUAGACCGGACACAAAACCGCAGCUGAUCGGCGACAAAACUGAAGUGUUUUGCCCCAAGUUCUGAGAUCCUCUGCCCGAUCUCAAAAGCAGAAUGCGAGGCCUUAAAGCAUAAUAUUUCUCAGCAAUGCGAGCACAUAUCAACAUGGGACCUACAGAGAUGCCGUCAGCUGCCAAGCGCACAUUUAACAGGCACAAAACUGCUGACAGAUGCCCUUUAAAACUUUAUUCUGCAGUGUGGAAAUGUGGGAAGGACAGCCAAUAUUGCCACUGGUACUGCCCCUAGCAGGGGAUCGCCCAGCUUUCCUAGACUCCAGAAAAGGGGCAGCACUAUGGGACGAUAACUGUAUGGGCAGAAUUGCCUUUCUGGGCUAGGAAAAGAUGGCUGACAUGGGAAGGGUCCUGGCGGCCGUAUUUGCUGUCCCCUGGAAGGGACGUAUGGAGGAUCAAGGACUUUGCUCUUUAACCAUGGCUUCCAAUGAGAUAUAAAAUAACAGCUCUUCACAACCUGCAAAAGUUGUAGGCUGUUAUGGCACGCUGGGACUUGUAGUGUCCCAGAGGUUGCGGAGCAGGGAAGGACGUAUAUUUCGACUGUAGAGGAGAGACUUGCACAGUGGAGUCAUUGUAUGCACUUUACAGGGUUUCUAUGCACUUUUUACAUGAUUAAAGUCCUGCUUCUCCUGC